AUGACCUAUAACAUCACCAAGCCAAGAGCAUUCAUCCUCAGGGAGAGUUCUGGACAUGAUUAUGGUACAUUCGGAUCCUCAUGUAGGAAACAAUUUGAGGCAGCUAUUUCUGAAGGGAAGCUUACUGAGGCCCUCUCUCUCAUUGUGGACGAACCGAGCAAGUUGUUUGAAGAUUUUCCUCUCAACGUUGCUGUGGUAGGAGAACCAAACUCUGGGAAGUCCUCCCUCAUUAACACCCUGCAGAACCCACAUCUGGAUGAGCCCGAUGCAGCUGCAACUGAGCUUGCUACAAAAGUAAAUGUCCCAAAUCUAGAAUUUGCCCCGGUCAAGUUUUCAGAGAUCACCUGGAACAAAGAAUUACUUCAGGGGGAAGAUGCUGAUGGCCGGAAGGUAGACUUAAAGGACUUCCAUUACUUCAUCAUAGUAGACCCUCAGAUUUGCCAGGCCACUUCUUUGCAGCUUGCGCUUAAGAUCCAAAAAAUGGACAAAGAGUUUUGUCUGGUUCAAACCAAGGCAGACCUGCAAUUGGAGGAAGCUAAGAAGCGACAACCAUCUCAGGACGGUGAAGAGAGCCUCUUGCUCACCUUCAGGAAGUCCUUGAAAAAUAAAAGGGUGAAAGAACCUCACGUCUUUGCCGUGUCCAACAGGGAUCCCCACCGCUUUGAUUUCCCCCAUCUGCGGGAAACUUUGAUGAGCGAGUUCUUGUGGAAGAAGAUUCUUGCUGUCAUUUCUCCUAUUUUGGAGGGGAAGGCAGGCAAAAUGAAGAAAAUGAUCUGGGUGCUCACCAUUUUCUCCGGGUUUAUAGCUGGGAUCCCCGUCCCAGGAAUUGCAUUCUUGGGGGGCCUUGUGAUUCUCAUCAUGUUUGGUUCCUGGUGCUGCCAUAAAUUUGGCGUGGACGACGCGUCUCUCUCCAAACUUGCCAAGCGAAUCAAAGUAGUACUCCGACAUCUGAAAUCAAUAAUGACCUCCCAGUCCAAAAAGAAAAUGGUUUUAUGGAGGCUACCAGACUUCCUGGGAUCCUCAGUGAUGAUUGCCGAAUAUUUUUAUUGGAAUCGUUUCCCCAUCAUCGGCUGCAUUUUGUCAGUAGUAAUUUCGCUUAUUUCCUCUUUCUUCACACUGAAAAAACUUCCGUCAGAUGUUAAGAAAGACACCCAGAAUAUUGUAAUUGCAGCUGUCAAACCGAAGAAGACAGACCCUGAAAACUCAUAA
Messenger RNA from Thamnophis sirtalis, 1209 nucleotides. The record is from RefSeq and is a predicted model, not a curated record. NCBI's taxonomy places the organism in Eukaryota, Metazoa, Chordata, Lepidosauria, Squamata, Natricidae.